AUGAACUUGAGCGGGCUCUCGUAUCUCCAGUUUCUCUUGGUCGACGCCUUCGUCACCCUCUAUCUGUUUUGGCGCAUCCAUGAGACUGGCUCAUGGUCUGCCAUCAACCCGCUCUCUGCGUCGCGCUCUGCUGCGCGCAUGCUCGCCUACUACUUUUGUCUAAUAGCAAUGGCGCUGUUCAUGGGACGCGACGGCAUCAUGGCCGCGCAGGAACUGCAGGACGUGGAAUCUGUGUCGCGCAUCGGUCUAUCUGGGCCAGCAGGCAUUCGCCAGGGCCUCCGGCUGUGGACAUUUGGCAUGGCCUUUCUGUUCCUGGCGCUCGGGCUAGUAAUGUUGAACUGGUCGUCGCACAGCGUGAAGCAGGUUCUCGGCGACAACUCGCCGCUCGGUGAUGUGCCUGGCAAGGCGCUGGCUGGUUUCGGUCUUGCCUCGUUUAUUUUCACUAUUGUGGCCCACUUUGUUGCCAACGCGCGCCUGGCCAUCUCGUGUUUCAUGCUUGUCUUCCUUGGAGCGAUGAUCUGGGUGCUGCUGCGCCGGCUACAGGUCGCCGCCACUGAUCGCCCACAGUACCGCCAGACACCGCUACUGAAUGUUAUCUAUCUGCUUGAAGUGCAGACACUCGACUAUAUGAAGCACUCUGGCAUUUUGCUGGCGCUCUCAAUGUUUGCCUUUGUCCUGAUGUUCAUGGCGUUCGACAUCAGCUACUUGACUCCUGGGCAGACUGUCCAACGGAGGCUAGCUGGUGGCAACACCACCACCGGCAUUGGCACCCUGAUAACCGCUGUCAUUGCCAUAAUUGUCACCAGCAUGCUCGAGAAGGUCGAGACGAUGGACUCGAAGAACCGCGCGACGUUCCUUGGCAACUCGCGACCAGCCACAGCCAAAAAAUCCAUUCGGCCUGGUCAGCAACUUUUCUCAAAGUCUCGCUCCCGCAUGCACAGCAACGUCAGCGAGGCCAAAGCGCCACUGGUGCAGUCGGCCGCAAUGGACCAGUCCGACGUCGACAGCACUGGCAACUAUCUCAAACACAUACCCUACAUCGAUCGCAUGACCCGCGAGAACUCGUUCUUUGGCCAGGGUCCGUGGUCUGCGCAGAUCGCGCAGUCAAACCACGAAUCAUCACAUACGAGCAGCGUCGUCAUCCCUGGCACUCCACAGCAGCUCGAGCAGCUGGUUCGCUCCAACACAGGCUCAAACAUUGUGUCUGCCGAGGCUCGCCAGGAUAUGAUGCGCCAGUCAGUGCUGAACAACUCAUCCGCCCUGUUCAGUGAGUCCGAGGCCAGCGGCUCACGCUACGGUUACCCGCAUCCCAACAACAGCAGCCUCGUUCAAUCUAGUGUAAAUGAGUCCGGAAUGGUCUAUCCACCGAGCGUCCUGCCCCCGAGUGCCAACCUUGUGCUCAAGAGCAUGUCGACCACAAACUCUGGCCACCCGAGCACAUAUGACAGCAACCCGUCAGUGCGCUCGAACCAGCUGCCGCCCACCAUAGGGCAGCGCCAGAUAUCAGCGCAAAACGGGCAGCUGCCGAUGUUCCCGUACUCGUCUGCUGCUGCCGCGUACACGAACGAUGGGUUCAGCAUCACGGCUCACCGCGACAGCAAUCCACACCUGCCCAGUGACUCAGAGCAGACUGUCAUCACUACAGCCGUGCUGAGGCCGCCUUUAUCCAAGAGGGACUCGCAGCUCUCUGAUCGGGUGUCAUCGUUUGCUCCCGAGACCUACCAGUACGAUCCGAUAACUGCUGGAGAGGGUGCACAUAGCAGCGAGACUACCAAUCCCUUCAGCACUCUCCCUCGCCCGGAGAGCAAGAGCAGCGAGCGGCCAGCAUCUGGCCAGAUUAGCACCGCUGCCGCCCUGUCAUUGACGAGUAUUAGCACGGCGGUUGUGAGCGACAUGUCCGUAGCGAACCCCUCGCCGUCGCCGCCGCUGAUCCCAAUCAAAUCGUCGCCGAGCAAGGGUCCUGUGCUCAUUCGCAAGGGCUCGAGAGCAUCUGCUCGCCGCAAGAACACGCUCGACCGCAGCGGCAGUUUUAAGCGUCACAACCGCAGCCACGGCGACAUGAAUGUGAUACUGACCAACAACACGCUGCUUGAAGCCGACGAUGAGCAUACCGGAUGUGCAUGGCGCUACGACUCUGACAAGCGCGACUCUUCUACUGUUGGCCGGAUGGGACCCGAUGGCCCGCCUCCACCCCCAAACGUCGACCAGGCGGACAGCACACGGUCGCUCUAUAUGCAAUCGCUGACAAGCAUGCAAAUGAACCGGAACUCGGAUCUAUUCUCUAGCAUCGGAUCUAUGCACACUGGCGCGACGUCGGAUGCCUUCUUCACGCCUGACUCUAGCAUGGCCCAGAUCAACAUCAUGGACGGUCCGUCAAUUGCGCGCAUCCUCUCAAACACCAGCCAGUACAGCACACUGAGUUCAGGACGAGCGCCGCCCAAUGCCAGGCUGCCCACCAUUGAUGAGCGUCCAUAUUCAGCGCCUUCGAAGCAGGCGGACGACAGCAAGGACAUUAUCCAUGGCGAGAUCAUCACAACGUCGCUGCGUAGGGCCGAGACCUUACGAAAGGCCGUUGCCACCGACGUGUCAGCCAUUGAUGUGAGCGGCACUUCUGGCUCCACAGCGCCUAGCGAGCCAGUCGGGUCAGUCGGGGAUCUGAUCUCUGCCAUGCCCGUACCAUCCGCUGUAACGAGCCCAACCACUACACAGGGCCGAGCUCUUUUGUGA
Molecule: messenger RNA, 2727 nt
Organism: Linderina pennispora
Lineage: Eukaryota; Fungi; Kickxellomycota; Kickxellomycetes; Kickxellales; Kickxellaceae
Exons: 14
Coding region: 1-2727 (908 amino acids)
Source: RefSeq, a predicted model, not a curated record